Staurois parvus is the source of this 388-nucleotide messenger RNA. Lineage: Eukaryota; Metazoa; Chordata; Amphibia; Anura; Ranidae. The record is from the annotation of a GenBank genome assembly.
AGGAGAUGACCAGAGACUGCGGACACAGUACGGGAGAUGACCAGAGACUGCGGACAUAGUACAGGAGAUGACCAGAGACUGCGGACACAGUACAGGGGAUGACCAGAGACUGCGGACAUAGUACGGGAGAUGGGCCAGAGACUGCGGACACAGUACAGGAGAUGACAGGAGACUGCGGACAUAGUACAGGAGAUGACCAGAGACUGCGGACACAGUACAGGAGAUGACUAGAGACUGCGGACAUUGUAAAGAGAGGGGGGGGGGGGAGAUAAGGGGGGAGAGAGAGAGAGGAGGGGGGAGAGAGAGGGAGAGAGGAGAGGGAGAGAGAGGAGAGGAGAGGGGAGGAAGAGGGAGAGAGGGGGGAAGGAGAGAGGGAGGAGAUCGAUCA